Messenger RNA from Ochotona princeps (American pika), 2001 nucleotides. RefSeq names its product shisa family member 9 (gene SHISA9). The transcript is spliced from 4 exons. Gene Ontology annotation, biological process: regulation of short-term neuronal synaptic plasticity; regulation of AMPA receptor activity. The coding region runs from base 307 to 1659 and encodes 450 amino acids. NCBI's taxonomy places the organism in Eukaryota, Metazoa, Chordata, Mammalia, Lagomorpha, Ochotonidae. The record is from RefSeq and is a predicted model, not a curated record. Gene Ontology annotation, cellular component: postsynaptic membrane; AMPA glutamate receptor complex; dendritic spine membrane.
CAAGUGUCGCUUCGCUCUCUCCGGCGCACUUGGCGAGCCGCUGAGGUGAGCGGCCGCGGCGCGGCGAGUCCGGAGCGGGCGGCUGAGGGGAGGCGCGGCCAGACCGGCGCUCCCCGCUUCUCCGCCCGCGUCUCCCCCUGUGUCCGCCGGACCUACACCCCACGCUUGCCCCCGCUCGUCCUCCCCCCGCACCCGGCUCCGCGCGCUCCUCCCCGGCCGGCCCCGCGCGCGGCGCGCUGGAGGCGAACGCGGGCUGAGCCGAGCGCAGUGGCCGCCGACCCCCGAGCACCCCGCGCCGCUCCCUGCAUGUGCGGCCCGCGGUGGCUCGCAGCCCCCGGCAGCAGCCUCGGCAGCUUCGGCCGCGCCUCGAGAGGCGGCUGCAGCGGCGGCUCCAGUGGCGGCCGAGCGGCUGAGCCCGGGCUGGGAGACAGGAUGCGCCGCGUCCUCCGGCUGCUCCUCGGCUGCUUCCUCACCGAGCUGUGCGCCCGCGUGUGCCGGGCGCAGGAGCGAGCGGGGCACGGGCAGCUGGCGCAACUGGGCGGCGUGCUGGUGCUGACGGGGGGCAACCGCUCCGGGGCCGUCUCAGGAGAGGUCGGCGAAGGCGUGGGGGUCUCGGACGCGCCCCCGACCCGGGCGCCCACGCCAGACUUCUGCCGCGGCUACUUCGAUGUCAUGGGCCAGUGGGACCCGCCGUUCAACUGCAGCUCGGGCGACUUCAUCUUCUGCUGCGGGACUUGUGGCUUCCGGUUCUGCUGCACGUUUAAGAAGCGGCGGCUGAACCAAAGCACCUGCACCAACUACGACACGCCGCUCUGGCUCAACACCGGCAAGCCCCCCGCGCGCAAGGACGACCCCCUGCACGACCCCACCAAGGACAAGACCAACCUGAUCGUCUACAUCAUCUGCGGGGUGGUGGCUGUCAUGGUGCUGGUGGGCAUCUUCACCAAGCUGGGGCUGGAGAAAGCGCACCGGCCCCAGAGGGAGCACAUGUCCAGGGCCCUUGCGGAUGUGAUGAGACCCCAGGGGCACUGUAACACUGACCACAUGGAGAGAGACCUUAACAUUGUUGUUCACGUCCAGCAUUAUGAAAACAUGGACACGAGGACUCCCAUAAAUAAUCUACACACCACGCAGAUGAACAACGCCGUGCCCACCUCUCCUCUGCUCCAGCAGAUGGGCCACCCGCAUUCGUAUCCCAGCCUGGGACAGAUCUCAAACCCCUAUGAGCAGCAACCGCCGGGCAAAGAGCUCAACAAGUACGCCUCCUUAAAGGCAGUCGCUGACAAAGUCAAUGACGACUUCUACUCCAAACGACGGCACCUGGCAGAGCUGGCCGCCAAGGGGAACCUCCCUCUGCACCCCGUGAGAGUAGAGGAUGAACCUGGGGCCUUCAGCCCCGAGCAUGGCCCUGCCAAGCAGAAUGGACAGAAGUCUCGCACCAACAAGAUGCCCCCGCACCCCCUGGCCUACAACUCCACCACCAACUUUAAGGGCUGGGAGCCUGGUGAGCAUUCUCUCCGACGGCAGGCCUAUGGAAACAAAAACAAGCUUGGCACGGCAGAGUCAGGCUCCAGUGACCCCUUGGGAACUCGUACCCAGCACUACCCACCCCCACAACCAUACUUCAUCACCAACAGCAAAACAGAAGUGACUGUCUGAGCUUUGCUACAGGGAAGUUCCCUGGAAACCACACUCAACUGAGAGAGGCAAAAAAUCCCAGCCCCCACCUUUCCUUACCCCUACUCCCCCCCCAAACACGCACCCACACAUUCUGAACAGGAAUCCACUGUAGACCUACUGGUGACACGGAAUCACAUUUUUCCUGAGUCACACCUAACACGCUUCGGCAGGCAGCUGAGAAAGACAGGAGCAUGGACAUUCAGCAAUACAGCAAAGGGGAAACGGAGGCACACUCUUUUUAAUGUCAAGCCCCGUGGUGGCCAACUCAUAUGCCCAAACCGUGGGCUCUAGUUCUUUUCCUCCUAACUUGAAACUGAUAUC